CUCCGCAGGCAGGCUGCGGGCAGAGGACAGCUGACUCCUCUCUUGGACUGCCUCUCACGCUCUGUGUGUGCUUGUAGGUCUCUCCUCUACGGGAGGGGAGGAGAGUUGUUCCUCUCCCUCCUUGGAAAACGCCCUCUCCAGGAGGCUCCAGUAGGAGCUGGUGGGAGGGAGGGAGUUCUGACAGCACCGAAAAUGUUGUGGAGUGAAAAAAAACAAACAGGGGGCAACUGACAGAAGAGAGAACUCGUCCUCGGAUCCUGCUUUUUGCAACAGGGUAAACUCAGUCUCUGGAAGUGCUGUGGGAGCUGCCAGGAGGCAAAGAUGAGGUUCAGAGCCGCGGGAGCAGGGACUAACGGGAUCCGGCUGACCAUGGAGAGCGCCCUGACGGCUCGGGACCGAGUGGGGGUGCAGGACUUUGUCCUGCUGGAGAACUUCACCAGCGAGGCAGCUUUCAUCGAGAACCUGCGGAAGCGCUUCAAGGAGAACCUCAUCUAUACAUACAUUGGCUCAGUGCUGGUGUCUGUGAAUCCAUACAAAGACCUGGAAAUCUACAGCAAGCAGAACAUGGAGCGAUACCGUGGUGUCAGCUUCUAUGAAGUCUCUCCUCACCUCUACGCUAUUGCCGACAACUCGUACCGCUCCCUGCGCAUGGAGAGGAAGGAUCAGUGCAUUCUGAUCUCCGGGGAGAGCGGCGCCGGCAAAACGGAGGCCACCAAGAAGAUCCUGCAGUACUACGCCAUGACCUGUCCAGCCAGUCAGCAGGUGGAAACCGUCAAGGACCGACUGUUACAAUCCAAUCCCGUCCUGGAGGCCUUUGGGAAUGCAAAAACCCUUCGGAACGACAACUCCAGCCGAUUUGGGAAGUACAUGGAUGUGCAGUUUGAUUACAGGGGGGCUCCUGUCGGGGGCCACAUCUUGAACUACCUCCUGGAGAAAUCCCGAGUCGUCCACCAGAAUCACGGGGAGAGGAACUUCCAUAUUUUCUACCAGCUGCUAGAAGGAGGGGAAGAGGAUUUACUGCGAAGGCUGGGCCUCGAGAAGAACCCCCAGCAGUAUCACUAUUUAGUGAAGGGUCACUGUGCAAGGGUCAGUUCCAUAAACGACAAAAAUGAUUGGAAGAUAGUGCGAAGAGCCCUGUCCAUUAUCAGCUUCAACGACAGCGAGGUGGAGGAUUUGCUGAGCAUUGUGGCGAGCGUGCUGCACCUGGGCAAUGUACAGUUUGCUGCUGAUGAACAAGGAAAUGCUCAGGUCACCACAGAGAAUCAGAUCAAAUACCUGGCCAGGCUCCUCGCGGUCGAGGGCUCUGUUCUUCGAGACGCGCUGAUCCACAAGAAGAUCAUAGCAAAAGGGGAAGAGCUCAUCAGCCCUCUGAACCUGGAGCAGGCAGCCUACGCCAGGGACGCGCUGGCUAAGGCGAUAUACGGCCGCACGUUCUCCUGGCUGGUGAACAAGGUUAACAAGUCUCUUGCUUACAAGGAAGGAGAGUUUCCAGGCUGGAGAAGUACAACAGUCCUAGGAUUGCUUGACAUCUAUGGGUUUGAAGUUUUCCAGCACAACAGCUUUGAGCAGUUUUGUAUUAAUUACUGCAAUGAAAAACUGCAGCAGCUCUUCAUCGAGCUGACCUUGAAGUCAGAGCAAGAGGAGUACGAGUCAGAAGGAAUCGCGUGGGAACCAGUUCAGUAUUUCAACAACAAAAUAAUUUGUGAUUUGGUGGAAGAGAAGUUCAAAGGCAUCAUUUCUAUUCUGGAUGAAGAGUGCCUGAGGCCUGGGGAUGCCACAGACAUGACCUUCUUGGAGAAACUGGAGGAAACUGUGAAGAACCACCCUCAUUUUGUCACGCACAAACUCGCUGACCAAAAAACUCGCAAGUCGCUGGGGCGGGAGGAGUUUCGGCUUCUGCACUACGCUGGAGAUGUCACCUACAGUGUGGCAGGUUUUCUAGAUAAAAACAAUGACCUUCUCUUUCGGAACCUGAAGGAGACCAUGUGCAACUCUGAGAAUCCCAUCAUAAAUCAGUGUUUUGACAGGACAGAGCUGACAGACAAGAAGAGGCCAGAAACGGCAGCAACUCAGUUUAAAAACAGCCUUGCCAAGCUCAUGGAGAUCCUGAUGUCCAAAGAACCUUCCUACAUCCGCUGCAUUAAACCCAACGAUGCCAAACAGGCUGAUCGAUUUGAUGAGGUCAUCAUCCGACACCAAGUGAAAUACUUGGGGCUGAUGGAGAACCUCCGAGUGCGCAGAGCUGGCUUUGCCUAUCGAAGAAAAUAUGAAGUGUUCCUGCAGAGGUACAAGUCUCUGUGUCCAGAAACAUGGCCCACGUGGGACGGGCGGCCCCACGACGGGGUGGCUGUGCUGGUGAAGCACCUGGGCUACAAACAGGAAGAGUACAAAAUGGGCAGAACAAAGAUUUUUAUCCGAUUUCCCAAGACCUUGUUUGCAACAGAAGAUGCCCUGGAAGUGAGGAAGCAGAGUCUGGCAACAAAAAUGCAGGCCACGUGGAGAGGCUUCUACCGGCGGAAGAAAUUCCUGCACAUGAAACACUCAGCAAUAGCCAUCCAGUCCUGGUGGCGGGGAACCCUGGGGCGCCAAAAAGCAGCCAAGAAGAAGUGGGCAGUAGAGACCAUCAGAAGGUUCAUUAAAGGGUUCAUGUGGCGGGACCGGCCUCGCUGCCCCGAGAACGAGUACUUCCUGGAUCACAUCAGGUUCUCCUUCCUCAUGAACCUCAAGAGGAAUUUACCCAAAAAUGUUUUGGACAAAUCAUGGCCAACUCCUCCUCCAUCACUCCGUCAGACAUCUGAGCUCCUGCGACAGCUCUGCAUGCAGAACAUGGUCUGGACCUACUGCAAGAGGAUCAGCCCCGAGUGGAAGCAGCAGCUGGAACAAAAAGUAAUUGCCAGUGAGAUUUUUAAGGGUAAAAAAGAUAACUACCCUCAGAGUGUUCCUAGGCUCUUCAUCAACACUCGACUUGGUAAUGAAGAGAUAAAUGCUAAAAUCCUUCAGGCUUUAGAAAAUGAAGCAAUUAAGUAUGCAGUCCCUGUGGUCAAGUAUGACCGGAAAGGAUACAAAGCAAGGUCACGGCAGCUGCUCCUCACCCAGAGCGCAGCCAUCAUCGUUGAGGACUCCAAAAUCAAGCAGAGGAUCGACUAUGCCAACCUGACAGGCAUCUCCGUCAGCAGCCUGAGCGAUAACCUCUUCGUGCUGCACGUGCACUGCGAGGAUAACAAACAGAAGGGAGAUGUUGUGCUCCAAAGUGACCACGUGAUCGAGACACUAACCAAAACAGCCAUGCAGGCAGACAAAGUCAACAACAUCAACAUCAACCAGGGCAGCAUAAAAUUCACAGUUGGGCAAGGCAAAGAAGGCAUCAUUGACUUCAUAUCAGGAUCAGAACUGCUCAUAGCCAAAGCCAAGAACGGCCAUCUAACAGUGGUUGCUCCUCGUUUGAAUUCUCGAUGAUAAGACGCGCCACGGCGAGACCUUCUCCUCCACCAUCUGACUGUACCCUCUCAACUGGGCUGGACAUCCUUCCCAGCACAACUCCCCCUCCCUCCUCGCUUUGCUCAUUUUGUUUAUCGUUACCAAAGACCUGCACUUUCAGACAAAACACAAAAAAAAAAAUACAUUUUGC
Molecule: messenger RNA, 3628 nt
Organism: Dryobates pubescens (Downy woodpecker)
Lineage: Eukaryota; Metazoa; Chordata; Aves; Piciformes; Picidae
Gene: MYO1C
Product: myosin IC
Exons: 32
Coding region: 322-3456 (1044 amino acids)
Biological process (GO): actin filament organization; vesicle transport along actin filament
Cellular component (GO): microvillus; actin cytoskeleton; myosin complex
Molecular function (GO): microfilament motor activity; ATP binding; actin filament binding
Source: RefSeq, a predicted model, not a curated record